UAAAACCCCUUUCCACUGGUCUUCCUACUGUUUCCGUGCUUCUCCGCUUGUUAGCUCUGAUUGUGCUGAAAUGGAGCGGUUCGAAAUGGGCAGAAGGGUGUCGGGUCGGGUUAACACGAUAUCCAUCGUCUCUCUUCUGUUCUUCCUCGUAUCGUCUGCGCAAUCCUUCUACCUCCCCGGUGUUGCUCCUCGAGAUUUUCAAACUGGUAAUCCACUAGCUGUUAAAGUGAACAAGCUUUCUUCCACAAAGACUCAGCUUCCGUAUGACUAUUAUUUCCUGAAGUAUUGCAAGCCUACCAAAAUUAUGAAUAAUGCAGAAAAUUUGGGGGAGGUUCUUCGAGGUGAUCGGAUAGAGAACUCAGUUUAUACUUUCAAUAUGAGGCAAGAGUUGCCUUGCAAGGUGGCUUGUCGAGUAAAACUUGAUGCUGAAGCUGCAAAGAACUUCAAAGAAAAAAUUGAUGAUGAAUAUAGGGUUAACAUGAUUUUGGAUAACCUUCCAGUUGCUGUAAUUAGACAAAAGCGGGAUGGAACUCAGUCAACCAUACAUGAACAUGGUUUUCGUGUUGGGUUCAAGGGGAACUAUGCAGGGAGUAAAGAGGAGAAAUAUUUCAUCAAUAACCACUUAAGCUUUAGAGUCAUGUAUCACAAGGAUACUGAAACUGACACCGCUCGAAUAGUGGGAUUUGAAGUUACACCAAACAGCAUUAAUCACGAGUACAAGGAUUGGAAUGAGAAGAACCCCCAGGUGACAACAUGCAACCAGAAUACCAAAAAUAUUUUGCAGGGUACUACAGUUCCCCAAGAAGUAGACACAAAUAAGGAGGUUGUUUUCACUUAUGAUGUGUCUUUCAAGGAAAGUGAGAUUAAAUGGGCUUCUCGUUGGGAUACUUACCUUCUUAUGAAUGAUGAUCAAAUUCACUGGUUUUCCAUUAUUAAUUCCCUAAUGAUUGUCCUCUUCCUUUCUGGUAUGGUUGCCAUGAUUAUGCUGAGAACCCUCUACAAAGAUAUUGCAAACUAUAAUCAGUUGGAAACCCAAGAUGAGGCACAGGAGGAAACAGGAUGGAAGCUUGUUCAUGGAGAUGUGUUCAGGCCUCCUAUGAAUCCUGGAUUACUAUGUGUUUAUGUUGGAACCGGUGUUCAAAUAUUUGCAAUGACCCUUGUGACAAUGAUCUUCGCAUUGUUGGGUUUCCUUUCACCUUCCAACCGAGGUGGGCUUAUGACAGCCAUGGUUCUAUUAUGGGUCUUCAUGGGCAUAUUUGCAGGCUAUUCCUCAUCACGUCUAUACAAAAUGUUUAGGGGUACAGAGUGGAAGAGGAUUACCUUGAAAACUGCUUUCAUGUUCCCUGGAAUUCUUUUUGCAGUAUUCUUUGUACUUAAUGCUCUGAUCUGGGGGGAGCAAUCUUCUGGAGCUGUUCCAUUUGGAACCAUGUUUGCGCUUGUUUGCUUAUGGUUUGGGAUUUCAGUGCCAUUAGUGUUUGUGGGUAGCUAUUUGGGUUUCAAAAAACCAGCCAUUGAAGAUCCAGUAAAGACAAACAAGAUACCAAGGCAAAUACCCGAGCAAACAUGGUACAUGAAGCCGGCCUUUUCAAUACUUAUUGGUGGCAUCCUUCCUUUUGGAGCUGUUUUCAUUGAGCUGUUCUUCAUCUUGACUUCCAUAUGGCUUAACCAAUUCUACUACAUAUUCGGCUUCCUUUUCAUAGUCUUCCUCAUCCUACUGAUCACAUGCGCAGAGAUAUCCGUGGUGCUCUGCUACUUCCAAUUGUGCAGCGAGGACUACAAUUGGUGGUGGAGGGCCUAUCUCACCGCCGGUUCUUCAGCUCUCUACCUUUUCCUCUACUCCAUUUUCUACUUCUUCACCAAACUGGAAAUCACUAAGCUUGUCUCUGGCAUUUUAUAUUUCGGUUAUAUGUUGAUUGCAUCAUAUGCCUUCUUUGCAUUAACCGGAACAAUUGGCUUCUACACUUGCUUAUGGUUUGUCAGGAAAAUCUACAGCUCCGUGAAGAUCGACUGAUGCCUGAUGGUGAGAAAAAAGCUCAACGGCUUGUUACUAUUGCAGUGAUUAGUGAUGAAGCUGAGAAUUAGAGAAAGUUUAGCUGUCUUUCAUUUCAAGUUGUAGUGUAUAGGUUCAUAUUGCAUGAGUGUUGUCUCUUCUAUCACAGUGAUAGUGUAAUAGCUCAAGGCGAUAUACAGAUAUUUUUAUGGAUGAUUUUACUGUGCUGUAAUGUAGUAUAACGCAGGUCUCAUUUCAUUUCAA
Molecule: messenger RNA, 2254 nt
Organism: Ipomoea triloba (trilobed morning glory)
Lineage: Eukaryota; Viridiplantae; Streptophyta; Magnoliopsida; Solanales; Convolvulaceae
Product: transmembrane 9 superfamily member 7
Exons: 7
Coding region: 71-2011 (646 amino acids)
Biological process (GO): protein localization to membrane
Cellular component (GO): membrane
Source: RefSeq, a predicted model, not a curated record